AUGGCCUCUACUGCAGUGGAGGGACAGACCCCGAACCCGGAGCCGUCCCAGCCAGAAGAACGUGCUGAGCACAACCUCCCUCCAAGAUCCUACGCAGAUGCCGUCAGUAAUGGCCCACAAGAGAAUGACCAGAUCGAAGGCCGCACUGGAGUCGGGUCUGAUGCAAAGGAACACGCUGCAGUUAAUGGCUCUGCCCAGCCUCCACCUCGGACGGUCAAUGGCCAAAUCCGGAAACAGCUAGAUGAAGAGAAGGUCGUUUAUGAGGAGCAUGUGAAUCAUGCCGGAGAGAUUUUGACAAGCAUCAAGCCCAGUGCCAGAUAUGACGACUCUCUCAAGCACAACGGAAAGACUGCGCCGCGAGAGAAGAAACAGAAUCGACCGCCCAAGAGGCAAGAUGAACUUGCAAGUGGCCGAAGAGCUGGCGCUGGUUGGGAAACUUCUGCGAUCCGGUGGGCACCUCUCAAUGUGCCCUUGCGGCGGAGGCUUCAAACUCUAGUCGUGCUGUGGCACACUACCACCAUUCCCCUGUUUCUCUCCAUAUUCUUCCUCCUCUGCGCAAUCCCCCUUACCUGGCCCCUCCUGAUCCCCUAUCUCAUCUACACCCUCGUCAUCAGUGAAGAAGCCACCAACGGCACCCUUUCCCGAAGAUCACAAUGGAUGCGCGGUUCGAAAUUCUGGUCCCUGUUCGCAUCCUACUUCCCUGCUCGCUUACAUCGCACCAUCGAGCUUGAACCUACGAGGAAAUACAUUUUUGGAUACCAUCCGCACGGGAUUAUUUCGCAUGGUGCAUUUGCCGCCUUUGCCACUGAGGCCUUGGGAUUUUCAGACCUGUACCCCGGCAUCACGAAUACCUUGUUGACGCUGGACACGAAUUUCCGAGUUCCGUUUUAUCGAGACUAUGCCUUGGCCAUGGGCUUGGCGUCUGUAUCACGCGAAUCCAUCGAAAACAUCCUGUGUAAAGGAGGACUCAAUGGUGAAGGCAUGGGUCGGGCGGUCACCAUUGUUAUAGGGGGAGCUCGCGAAUCUCUCGGUGCCAAGCCUCACUCGCUGCGCCUCGUCCUGAAAAGCAGAAAGGGCUUCAUCAAAUUAGCAAUACGCACAGGGGCCGACCUUGUCCCCGUCCUGGCCUUUGGCGAAAACGAACUCUACGAUGUGAUUGACAGUGUCCAACACCCGUGGAUCCACAAAUCCCAAAUGCUUAUCAAAAAGUUGAUGGGCUUCACCGUCCCGUUGUUCCAUGCAAGAGGAAUCUUCAACUAUGACGUGGGAUUGCUGCCAUACCGGAGGGCAGUUAACGUCGUGGUGGGGCGACCGAUACGGGUCGUGCAGCAGGGGACCAAGGACAAUAACGUUGAUGACAAGUAUUUGGAUCAGGUGCACAAGGAGUAUGUGGCAGAGUUGGUCAGGUUGUGGGAUGGGUACAAGGACCUCUUUGCACAGGAUCGACACGGUGAGUUGGAGAUUGUAGAUUAG
Cladophialophora psammophila CBS 110553 is the source of this 1473-nucleotide messenger RNA. RefSeq lists its product as uncharacterized. Gene Ontology annotation, biological process: triglyceride biosynthetic process. NCBI's taxonomy places the organism in Eukaryota, Fungi, Ascomycota, Eurotiomycetes, Chaetothyriales, Herpotrichiellaceae. Gene Ontology annotation, cellular component: endoplasmic reticulum membrane. Gene Ontology annotation, molecular function: diacylglycerol O-acyltransferase activity. The record is from RefSeq and is a predicted model, not a curated record. The transcript has 2 exons. The coding region runs from base 1 to 1473 and encodes 490 amino acids.